AUGGUGCCUAAAAUGCUUGGUUUUGCGACAGCUUUUGUUGUAAUAACAGCAACAGCACUGAUCACACAAAGAGCAGAAGCUGAAACACACACAGUUGGUGAUGCUACGGGUUGGACCAACAUUGUUGAUUCCGACACUUAUUCUUCCUGGGCUGCCAAACAUACCUUCAAAGUUGGCGACACUCUAGUGUUCCAGUUCACAACUGGACGACAUGAUGUAGCCACACUUACAAAGAAAGCUUAUGAUGAAUGCAGCAAUACCGAUAUUCUGGGCGUACUAAACCAAGGACCAGCCAGUUACAGCCUCAACGAAACCGGCGAUUACUACUUCAUCUGCGCCUUCCCAGGCCACUGUAGCGAGGGUCAGAAGUUGAGCAUCAAAGUGACAGCUAGCCGUGCUGCUGCCCCUCUUCCUUCUGACAGUAAAGUUCCUGCGUCGCCGCCAACCACAAUGGCUCCUCCUCCUUCUGACACUAAGACUCCUUUGUCGCCACCAACCACAACAGCACCUUCUCCGUCUGCAGCCUCUUCCCUAGCUUCUACUUUUUCUACUGUUUUUAUGUCCAUUGCCAUUGCUCUUUUCUGCCUCUUCUAG
Molecule: messenger RNA, 594 nt
Organism: Pyrus x bretschneideri (Chinese white pear)
Lineage: Eukaryota; Viridiplantae; Streptophyta; Magnoliopsida; Rosales; Rosaceae
Product: mavicyanin-like
Exons: 2
Coding region: 1-594 (197 amino acids)
Cellular component (GO): plasma membrane
Molecular function (GO): electron transfer activity
Source: RefSeq, a predicted model, not a curated record